AUGGCUACAGGUACAUCACUAUCAGCGGCAUAUGAAGCGUUACGUGCAACAGAAGAAAAAGCAAAUUUUCAGCGAUUGACACGGCUUCUGAUGCGUGGAGGUCUCGCACUUUUAAAGGAGGUGUUUGACAGUAUCCAUUCCCCACCCAACCUUCCAGCUGUGCUUAGUCACCCUGUAAUAAAGACGCAGCUCCAAACUCUCAGAAGAAACAGGGUCCUUACCCACCCCGAAUGGAACUGCCUUUACAACCCAAGUGGGCCAGGGACGUAUGGAAAAUCAACCUACUUUGAUAUCAGCUUACUUUGUAAAUUGCUUCGAGAAAUAUGCGGCCUCACUCCUCCUGCUACCGGAUGGGACAUUUUGCCUAACAGCACUGAUCACAGUCUUGAGGCAGACUUAGCUAGAAUUAAAUUUUACCGUAACAAAAUUUAUGGUCACAACCACAGCAUGGAGAUAACAAAUGCUGAUUUCAAGAAGCUUUGGAUGGAAAUCAGUGAGGCACUAUUAAGAAUUGCUAGCAUCAUAAGUAGUGCAAAGAGAGAUGAGUGGAAGAAGUCCAUCGAAAGGUUUUUCCUUGAACCACUAACACCAGACGCAGAGGAAUGUGUUGAUGAACUUCGAUUAUGGCACAAAACGGAUAUGGAGACAAAAGACGAGAUCGAAGGGGUGCGUAUUACACAAGAACUGAUUCAAAAGCAACUACAGCAGAUGCAAAUUGAACAAAAAGAAAGGGACAUGGAAAUUCUCAUCGUCCUUAAUAGUCUUAAGGAAAGUGUGUCAGCUGUCAGUCCAUCCGCACGAAUGGAAGGCGACCAAUUGCCAUUUGAACGUCUGGAGACACGUAUACCUAUACCCCCAGAGCAGUCAUCAGCAGAAGGUACUGCUGGUCUAUCCACACUAUCGGCACUGCAAGCAAGUCAGCAAAACAUUCCAGUAGUUCUUGAUUUCUGGUAUGUUGUUUUUUCAUUCAAAAGGCCAUUAGAACUCUUUAUCACAUACCUCAAAUUAAAGCUUGGAGUUGACGUUCAAAGCUACAGACUAGGAAGCUUUGUCAUAACAGUGUCCUGCAGUUCUUUAGAAGUUCUUGAGGCAUUGUGGAACGAAUAUCGGACAGGCCGUCUUAACGAAGUGGUCCAAGAUACCCUUGUAACGGGAGAGGUUCUGGAAAAGCUUGAACUCAGUGAGGUAAAACUGAGAACCAUUAUUUCAGAGGAAGACUACUUGUCAUACAAAGAGUUUUUGAAAAACAGAUCAGGUAAUAAUGAGAUAGGUACGCAUUCAUACAGUACUGAAAUAAGCUACAAUAAUCCAACAGUGAGACGCGUUACCUAAUGCGGGCAAAUGUAAAACCUCUAAAACCGACAUUGCUGUUGGUAAUCACGAUUAAAACGAAUAGUUUUGUAAAAAAAGUCUAUAGUAAUAAACACUUAUUUUUCACCUUAACAUGCCGCUGUAAGAGGAAAUAUACGCGUGAUGUCAGGUCCUAAAGGAGACCGUUAGUUACGUUUACCCGAGAGUCCUGAUGUUUCUAUAGACGUGGGCUCCACGGAAAACAAAACUUCAAAAAAAAUUGUUUCAGUAGGGACAUGACAUAAAGUGUUUUCAUGUUAUAUUCGUAGCCUUUCACUUCAACAGUGACAAAGAAUAUAGAGCGAAUCAAAACAAAAACAUUAAUUCUGAAAAGCGCUUAAUGAUUGAUUCACAAAUUUAGUACUUUCCUUAUACUAACUGCUUCUUUGCCCUCCACUAUACCUGCUGUGUCUGCUGUAUCACGAGCUGUUGUAUCCCGAGCAAGGUACAAUUGCUGAAUUGUAUGUACGAUCGGGAUACCGAUUUGAAUUUAGUCAAGGCCACAUACCAAAAAUCAACCAAUGGUAGUUUCUGCUUAGUCGAGUGAAGGUCUCGGGAUGUAGCAAUUUCAUCAUAAUUUCAUAAUUCAAGAUCAUGUGUCAAUUACGCUGGAAUUAUGAAGUCACAAUCGCUGAUGCAAAAAACGGUCCUUACUGAGAAGUGUAAGCUUAUAUCAAUUCCAAACAAUUAACCAGAUUCACGCACUGCGGAAAAUGCUAAAAAUAAGCUAUUCAGACUCGAAUGUCUGAAAUUUUGAAUUAAAAUUGCGGAUUUUUUUAGCUCCUUUUUUUACAAAGGUAAAGCGGAAAAAAUAACACAAAUAGGGAGCAAAGCAAUUAAAAGCCUCAAAUAUACAUAAUUAUAUAAUCUUGAACAAUCGGCCGCUAGAGCUGCGAAUCUUUUUUGUAUCGGCAAUAGUAGCGGGACAAAAUUCCAACUUCACGCCUUUCUACAACACAAAAAAAAUACAUAGGCGAUUACGAAGAGGAAUUUCGAGAUAUCUUGAAUUUCUUCAGAAGAGGUAUAAAUCAUGCAUGAACUGAAGACUGGACUUUAUCAAUAUGCAGACAAAUUUGCGACUUUUAGGAUGUUUCCGGAAAGAUUUCACAACUCAUCCGUUUUGCAAAUUACCCUUAUACAUUCUAAAAUGCGCUAAACCAAGAGAGGAUAAAGGUUUAUCCGGCAGUUGCCUUGAGCGUUUUCGAAAAGACAUGAAAACAUGUGAAUCGGGGCAAAACGCGAUGCUGAGCUCGUUUUGUAAUUUCUACGGCUACUUUCACGAAGACAGCGAUUAAACCAAAAUUUUAGUGAUGCAAUUGAUCAGUGUACUAUAAAAUGCCCGAUUUUCGUGUCCAUUGAAACAUUUUGAGUUGCCUAACGUAGGCGCAAAAUUGAGUAAAUAUUGAACUGAAUUGCUUAUAUAACUAACAGGCUAGUGUCAAUUUGCGCAAGAUCUAAUGUGACACUUGACAUAGGCUUACAUGGGUCGUAGUGGACGUACGGGCAGGCGGGCAUACAGUGACGUCCUAACCAAAUUUUAUUCAGAUAGAUAGAUUACCACAUUUUCUUUGCAAGAGGGCUCUCCUCGGGCGCGCGUGGAACUUCGCCAUGAACAUUCACACAAAGACGCAACCUAGACGGAAAUUAGGACUUUAUAACACAAUGAAUUGGUUUCAUCUAUUCUUUUUUUGUGAGACAAAGAAGUUACUCAAAUUAUACAAAAAUACCCCCUACAAUAAACACUUCCCUUUUUGGAGAGGGAGGAGAGGGGCAAGGAGUUUGUUGCACUAUUGACAGCCCUCUCGAAAUUCGCGCGAAAAACCGUUCUAAAAAUAAACUGGUCCGUAAAAACUCCGUGACACGAGCGCAUGGAAUUUGCUCGCUCCGGGUUAUGGGCUCUUGGGUAGUGUUAACACUACCCAUUACAGCAUUACGGACAAAUGUCCUGUUUGUCAUCUGUUACUAAUUAUAUUGACGAGCAAAUUUGAGUCGAAGUUUAAGUAAAGGUACAAAUUGCGUUUUUUCAUCUUUGUUAGGUAAAGGGGAAGAAAAGGCAAUUCCCGAAGUUCAAGAAAGUCCUGACACAGAGCUUGUUGCAGGUAAGAUAUAAAAAUUCUAAUUUAUUGACAAACAGUAUUUGUAUUUGAUUUGGUGCAUGCUGUCCUCUUAUUGAUAGAGCUUGAACAUGGGCUCCCGGCUCGCGAGUGAAAGGGAAAGAGGGUAUACGGAAGCGAUAUAGCGCAAAGGAGGGAGAAGGGUGGGCAGAAAGCCUUGUUUCAAACCCGAAAUAUUCGGCAAAUAGAUUCAGUAACUACAGUAGUUUCAUUGCCUUGAAUGAUGAUGAUCUCAUCGUAAAACUGUUUGAAGAUUGUUCCAUAAGUAAGCACCACUGUAACUAAAGCUACGCUCAAGGUAGUCAGUUCUUGGUUUCGGAGGUAACAAUUUACCUUUAGCGUCACGAAGUUCGUUAUUCGAGAUUCUCCGAGCAGACAAAUUCCAGAAAUAAGCUGGGGCAAGAUUAUUAGUACACUUCAUUAAGUACGCCUUAAUUGCUUAGCGUUUCUAAUCGAUAAGUUGUCUCAACCAAGCAAGUCAAGAAGUUGUCUGGAACCAGUGUCAUAGCUUGAUUUAGUGACAACUCUGACAGCGCGAUGUUGUAGUUUUUGGAGUUUAUCACUUUUUAGAUGUUGCGACAAGCCAUUCCAGACAGUACUACAGUAAUCAAAGUGUGGUUCAAUAAGACCUUACUAUAUUAAAACUGCAGUGUGGACGGAAACAAAUAACCUGAUUCGGUUAAGCACACCAAUGCUUGAGGAACCUUUUUUGUUCGAGAUGUGAUGUACGUGGGCCUUUCAAGAUAGAUCGUCAAUAUUAAGCCCAAGAGAUUUGCUAUGAGUUGUUUGGUUUACUUGGACGCUAUCCAUAUCAUUGUUUAUUGUGUCGUCAUUUAAGGAUAGUAGUUUCUGCCUCGAGCUAAUAAUCAUUAAUUCUGUUUUGGCGACUUUGAGACUUAAUUUGUAAGCUUUAAGCCAGAGAUUAAUGUUUCAAUUCAGUAUUGAUUUGUAAUUCGAGAUCAGGUGUGCUAGGUACAGAAAAGCUAACGUUAGUGUUUUCAAUGUACAUUCUAGGAGAACCAGUAUUCAAACAGUUUGGAAGGUCAUUUAUGUAGAUCAAAAAGAGAAUUGGGCCUGUUAUAGAUCCUUGAGGUAGAGCACAGUUAAAAGGGCUCUCACAAGAUAGGCAGUCAACUACAAUGCAUAGCUAUGUAUCUUUGCAUACAGGUUUUUUACAUAAGAUUUGCACCAUUUCAAGGCAUCUUGGCCAACGCUGUAUUUAGUGGGUUUUUUUUUUAGAAUAAUUUCGUGGUUACUACUGUCCAAGGCCUUCUUCAAAUAAAUGAAGAUUACGCCAUCAAGAAGACCUCUAUCAAUAUUGACGUACCAGUUAUCAUUUGUCUUUCAUGAAGCUGUAAGGGUAUUAUGUAGGGAGAGAAAACCAGACUGACAGUUGUUUAAAAAACCAUUUUCAUUCAGGUAGUGGUAAAGUUGGUCAUAGACAAUUUUUUCAAAACUUUUGGCUACGGCAGGGACAAUAUAUAUUGGCCGGUAGUUGUUUAGGCCUGACUUGGAGCCAUUCUUAAAAAUAGGUGACACUUAAGCUAGUUUCCAGUCAAAGUGGAAAAUAGCAGUCGGAAUAAAUUGAGUAAAAACGCCUGUUAAAGAGGGCGCAACCACUUCGGCUGCAAUUUUUAGUAGUUUGCCAACAUCGAUAGCUUUAAGUAAUUUGAUGACUUUUUGAACAUUAAUCCGUUGGGAAGAAAAUACUCCGUUGACAGGAUUUGCAUAGGAAAGGGGAUCAGUGUCUACACUGGGAAUUCCUCGAGCUAGCGAUUGGCCAAAAUUUGUAAAAUGCUUGUUAAAUGCUUCAGCUAUAUCACCAGGUGAGGUAAAAAUUUUGUUUUUUUAUUUGGGACAAUCUAGUUGAUUUUUUUGUCGAUACUGAAGCUCUUUAAUUAACCGCCAAGAUUUACGAGGAGAUGUCUAAGCAUCUUGGUUUUCUUGUGCAGUGCGUUUCUUAGAACUUAUUUGGUUUCAACUUUUAGCCUCGCUUUCAUGGUAAAUUCAUUUUCACUGUUAACGACUGUUAAAACACAGCUACAACUCAACAUUUAUACCACAAUUUGAGACCACGAAAUACCUUGCCAAAACGAGGGUGCUUUAAUCUAUCAAAAUUCAUCGUCAAACCUUUUCUGUCUCCUGGGUUGCACAAAACGUCCCUCGCUCCCAGGCUAUAUUUCUUGUUUUUUUUUUUUAGUUUCAGUUUAUCUCUUAGGUUUCGCACAGGAAUAAAAUCUUGUUUACGCGUGUCUGACCACUAUCUUACCCCGUCAAAACUCUUCUCCGCAUCCAACAUGGCGUCUUUCACUCGGUUCGCUGAAUACUCGAGUGCCUUGUUUAUGUCACAUACUCUCUCGUACGCUAAACGCAAAUUCUCCGUUCCUUCAGCGUUUAGUUUUUUCCGCAAUUUCUCCAACGUAGUACGUUGCCCUUUUUAAUUCCUUCUUGUAAUUUUCUUCAGCAAGCUCCACCACGUUUCGCAGUCAGUAGUAUUUUCUUGAGUCUUCAGACAUUCCAUGUUUGUGCACACAAUGUUCGCUCAACAAGCAGUCCUGGCAGGGUCGCCACUUUUGGUGUGGAAAAAGAAAUCCAGUGUACAGCAAAUAAAUUACAAAAUCUCAACAAGUUUAAUGUCCACAAUCCUAUCCACGAGUACAAGUAAGGAGUAGUAGAAAGGCGAAAAGCAACAAAGUCAAAAUGCUCCCGAUACUUAUUUAUUCCUAGCCAAUCAAAACGAGGCUACAACAACAAAACACCUUAAAUAGCAAUCACGAAUGUUCUCAACGUUCUUAACAAUGCACCUCUAACGCAACGAAGAAGCCCAAGUAUACGCUUCAACAGUAGAGACCUUAAGAUUGAAGUUUUUCGGCAUUUGCCGCGAUUUGCGAACGUCCAGAAAUCACGUAACCAGUGCCUUGUCUUCAAAAUUUCGGUUUGAGGUUCACGUUUGUACGGCUAGACCGCGCUUCAGAGGUAAGUAAUUUACCACAAGGUGUUUUGCACCCUUAAACAUCACAAUCCCACGUUUGGGAAAAAUACCACCUUUAAGAGCUCUUGCUUAUUGAUUAUCGAAUUCUAUUUUUUAAAAGACGGCGGUAAUUUUGAAGACAAUUUCUCAGCCAAAAUAGAAAGAAGUGGUUGAAUGAAAACAAAUAUGGCAGCCGCGAGCUACCACCCGCGAAUCUUAAGUCGCAAAUAUGGGCAGACGAGUAACGUGAAACCGUUAACCGUAAACCGCAGUUUGUUGUUUGCAGUAAAAUGGCUAAACCUAGAUCUUUAGUUCUCUAGUUCAUUCUUGCCUCCUCUUCGACACUCUCCUCGUUCCUGGCCUUAUCACCUCUCUCUGUCAAACGCAUUCCCCUAAUGUACAAUUACUACUGACCCAACUAAUUGUAUGGCACUAACAAAGAUACACCAAUUAAUGAAUAUAAAUUGUCUCAACGAUAAAAUGAAACCACAACAUAUUUAUACCUUUUUUGUCAGGAGAGCUGGAAUACCAAAGCCAGCAGAGAGAAAAGAAAGCCAUAGAGUACCAUGAACGACAAGUCAAAAUUUCGAAAGAAGUGGGAGACAGGGCAGGAAAAGGAAAAGCGUACAGUAGUCUUGGCAACGCCUAUCACAGUACUAGAGAUUUCAAGAAAGCCAAAGAGUACCAUGAACGAGACCUCAAAAUUACUAAAAAACUGGGAGACAGGGCAGGAGAAGCAAGAGCGUACAAGAAUCUCGGCUACGCCUAUCACAGUAUUGGAGAUUUCCAGAAAGCCAUUGAGUACCAUGAACCACACUUCAAAAUUACGAAAGAAGUGGGAGACAUGGCAGGAGAAGGAAAAGCGUACAGUAAUCUUGGCUACGCCUAUUACAGUAUUGGAGAUUUCCAGAAAGCCAUAGAGUACCAUGAACGACACCUCAAAAAUUCGAAAGAAGUGGGAGACAGGGCAAGAGAAGGAAGCGCGUACUGUAAUCUUGGCAACGCCUAUUUCAGCCUUGGCGAUUUCCAGAAAGCCAUGGAGUACCAUGAACAACACCUCAAACUUUCGAAAGAAGUGGGAGACAGGGAAGGAGACGGAAAAGCCUACGGUAAUCUUGGUAACGCCUAUGAGAGUCUUGGCGAUUUCCACAAAGCCAUAGAGUACCAUGAACGAGACCUCAAAAUCUCGAACGAAGUGGAAGACAGGAAAGGAGAAGGAGAAGCGUACUGUAAUCUUGGAGACCUCAAAAUUACUAAAAAACUGGGAGACAGGGCAGGAGAAGCAAGAGCGUACAAGAAUCUCGGCUACGCCUAUCACAGUAUUGGAGAUUUCCAGAAAGCCAUUGAGUACCAUGAACCACACCUCAAAAUUACGAAAGAAGUGGGAGACAUGGCAGGAGAAGGAAAAGCGUACAGUAAUCUUGGCUACGCCUAUUACAGUAUUGGAGAUUUCCAGAAAGCCAUAGAGUACCAUGAACGACACCUCAAAAAUUCGAAAGAAGUGGGAGACAGGGCAAGAGAAGGAAGCGCGUACUGUAAUCUUGGCAACGCCUAUUUCAGCCUUGGCGAUUUCCAGAAAGCCAUGGAGUACCAUGAACAACACCUCAAACUUUCGAAAGAAGUGGGAGACAGGGAAGGAGAAGGAAAAGCCUACGGUAAUCUUGGUAACGCCUAUGAGAGUCUUGGAGAUUUCCACAAAGCCAUAGAGUACCAUGAACGAGACCUCAAAAUCUCGAAAGAAGUGGAAGACAGGAAAGGAGAAGGAGAAGCGUACUGUAAUCUUGGCAACGCCUAUGAGAGUCUUGGAGAUUUCCAGAAAGCCAUAGAGUGCCAUGAACGAAGCCUCAAAAUUUCGAAAGAAGUGAGAGACAGGACAGGAGAGGGAACAGCGUACUGUAAUCUUGGCAACGCCUAUUACAGUCUUGGAGAUUUCCAGAAAGCCAUAGAGUACAAUGAACGAGGCCUCAAAAUUUCGAAAGAAGUGGCAGACAGGGCAGGAGAGGGAAGAGCGUACUGUAAUCUUGGUAACGCCUAUGACAGUGUUGGAGAUUUCCAGAAAGCCAUAGACUACCAUAAACGAGACCUCAAAAUUUCGAAAGAAGUGGGAGACAGGGCAGGAGAAGGAAAAGCGUACGGUAAUCUUGGCAACGCCUACUUUCGUCUUGGAGAUUUCCAGAAGGCCAUAGACUACCAUGAACGAGAUCUCCACAUUUCGAGAGAAGUGGGAGACACGUCAGGAGAGGGAGAAGCGUUCGGUAAUCUUGGCAACGCCUAUGACAGUCUAGGAGAUUUCCAGAAAGCCGUAGAGUACCAUCGACGAAGCCUCGGCAUUUCGAAAGAAGUGGGAGACAGGGCAGGAGAAGGAAGAGCGUACGGUAAUCUUGGCAACGCCUAUCACAAUAUUGGAGAUUUCGAGAAAGCCAUAGAGUACCAUGAACGACACCUCAACAUUUCGAAAGAAGUGGGAGACAGGGCAGGAGAAGGAAGAGCGUACGGUAAUCUUGGUAACGCCUUUAGAAAUCUGGGAUAUUUCCAGAAAGCCAUAGAGUACCAUGAACGACACCUCAACAUUUCGAAAGAAGUGGGAGACAGGGCAGGAGAAGGAAAAGCGUACGGUAAUCUUGGCAACGCCUAUGACAGUGUUGGAGAUUUCGAGAAAGCCAUAGAGUACCAUGAACGAGACCUCAGAAUUUCGAAAGAAGUGGGAGACAGGGCAGGAGAAGGAAGAGCGUACGGUAAUCUUGGUAACGCCUUUAGAAAUCUGGGAGAUUUCGAGAAAGCCAUAGAGUACCAUGAACGACACCUCAAAAUUUCGAAAGAAGUGGGAGACAGGGCAGGAGAAGGAAAAGCGUACGGUAAUCUUGGUAACGCCUUUAGAAAUCUGGGAGAUUUCGAGAAAGCCAUAGAGUACCAUGAACGACACCUCAAAAUUUCGAAAGAAGUGGGAGACAGGGCAGGAGAAGGAACAGCG
This is a messenger RNA of Porites lobata, 9406 nucleotides long. The record is from the annotation of a GenBank genome assembly. Lineage: Eukaryota; Metazoa; Cnidaria; Anthozoa; Scleractinia; Poritidae.